Messenger RNA from Penicillium diatomitis, 1098 nucleotides. RefSeq lists its product as uncharacterized. The record is from RefSeq and is a predicted model, not a curated record. Lineage: Eukaryota; Fungi; Ascomycota; Eurotiomycetes; Eurotiales; Aspergillaceae. The transcript is spliced from 3 exons. Bases 1 to 1098 code for a protein of 365 amino acids.
AUGAACCAAGAAACGAUGAAUCUCAUACACACUCACACUCACAUUCUCAUCGACGUCGGCAUCGGCACCGCAGUCACUCACGCUCACGUUCUCCUCGCCGAUCAGACCGCCAUCGCUCUGAGCGUCAUCGCACGCAUGACCGAGAUCGCCAUGGCCGACCGGAACGAGGGGAGCGCAACGCGCACAAGGAGUCAAAGACCGAUGCCCCCCAGACAACCUAUCGUCCUCCCUUACGAGGCACGAGAGCUAUCUCGACGCGAUCUAGAAACAUACGAGCCCAUGUUUGCAAUGUACCUGGACAUACAGAAAGGGAAGAUCCUUGAAGAUCUAUCCGCAGAGGAGGUCAAGGGACGGUGGAAAAGCUUCGUGCGAAAAUGGAACCACGGCGAGCUUGCCGAGGGAUGGUAUGAUCCAGACACUUUGGAAAGGGCCCGCCAGAACGCUGCUGAAUACGCCUCUGCGCCGAUAGAGAGGGCAUCGCCAACCUACGAACGCGAGGACUCAACGGUAGUUGCAAGCGCAGGUCACCCAACAGCCGAGAAGGAGGACGAUGGCGAUGAAGAUGGAGAGGAAUAUGGACCAACAGUGCCAAUUUCGGGAUUAAGCAAAAACGUCACACAUCCGGGACCAACGAUACCCAAUAUGCAAGACCUCGAGCUCAAGCGUGAACUCGCGGCCGAAGAUGCUAUUGCUGCACGCGAAGACUCAAGGCAGCAAUACCGCUCAGAGCUCCGCUCACAUCGGCAAGAAGUUCGUCACGUUGAAGACGAAAUUGUCCCUCGAGCUGAACCAGGCACUCGAGAAAGGCAACUGGAGAAGCGUCGCGAAGCUGCUGCGGCCAACCGUGCAUUCGCUGAUGCGCGCGCGGGAUCCCCUGAAGCAGCACCUGACGCAGAGCUUAUGGGAGACAGUGACCUGUCAACUUUCAAGAAAGAAAAGGAGAAGGAACAACGCAAGAAGAAUGAGAGGGAGAUUCGGCGCGAGGAGAUUAUGCGUGCUCGUGCUGCCGAGCGUGAAGAACGAGUGCAGAAGUACCGAGAGAAGGAACAAGAGACUAUCGGAUGGUUGCAAGCCUUAGCUAAGCAGCGAUUUGGCUGA